Molecule: messenger RNA, 900 nt
Organism: Dipodomys ordii (Ord's kangaroo rat)
Lineage: Eukaryota; Metazoa; Chordata; Mammalia; Rodentia; Heteromyidae
Product: putative vomeronasal receptor-like protein 4
Exons: 1
Biological process (GO): G protein-coupled receptor signaling pathway
Cellular component (GO): membrane
Molecular function (GO): pheromone receptor activity
Source: RefSeq, a predicted model, not a curated record
AUGUGGAGUAACAUCAUUCAGAGGAUAAUCUUCCUUUCUCUUACUGGACCUGGAAUUGUGGGCAACAUCCUUGUAUGUGUGAGACAUGUGUACAGUUUUUUCACAGGUCCUGACAAAAAACCCAUAGACCUCAUCCUUAUCCACUUGACUUUUUCUAAUGUCAUCAUUAUUUGUAGCACAGGGAUAAGAGAGAUAGCCAAUGUUUUUUAUGUCAGAAAUUUUCUAGGUGAUGUGGGUUGUAAACUUGUGAUUUAUCUGGAAAGAGUGGCUUGAGGGCUUUCCAUCUGCACCACCUGUUUGCUCAGCAUGAUCCAGGCCAUCACCAUCAUCCCCAGGACCACCCAGUGGAGAAAGCUCAAACCUAAGACUGCAUGGCAAGUUCUCCCCUAUCUCCUUCUCUUUUGGAUUUUAAAUUCUCUGAUAAGCUCCAACUUGCUCCACUAUAUCACAGCAGUCAAUAAUACGAAUGGAUCUGGGCUUGGAAUGUAUGUUGUGUAUUGUCAUAUGCUACCCUCUAUGCAAAUAGUUAGAUGGCUUUUCCUCUCCCUCAUGGCUCUCCGGGAUGUGAUCUUUCAGAGUCUCAUGGGCUGCAGUAGUGGGUACAUGGCUUUCUAUCUGUAUAACCAUCAUAACAGAGUCCUUUAUCUUCAUAGCUCCAGGUUUGCAAACAAUCCUAGCCCAGAAAUCAGAGCUACUCUAAGUACCCUUAUUCUUAUGGCCUGUUUCCUUGUCUUUUAUUGGGCAGAUUUCAUUUUUUCCUUCUAUACAGGUUCCCUCAUGACCUUUGACUCCAUCAUAAUAAAUAUUAAAGUAUUUCUAGUUCUUGCUUAUGCUAGCCUCAGCCCCUUUGUUCUGGUCAUCAGAGAUAUUCGUGUUGCCAAAUACUGGUGUUCUUUCUGA